This is a messenger RNA of Vicia villosa (hairy vetch), 2604 nucleotides long. RefSeq lists its product as uncharacterized. The record is from RefSeq and is a predicted model, not a curated record. Gene Ontology annotation, molecular function: catalytic activity. The transcript has 3 exons. Lineage: Eukaryota; Viridiplantae; Streptophyta; Magnoliopsida; Fabales; Fabaceae. The coding region runs from base 1 to 2604 and encodes 867 amino acids.
AUGGGAAGCUCUCGCGGUAGGGGAAGACCGCCGAAAAAGGUGACUCAAUCGACGGGAUCGAAGCAUGGAGGUGACGCAUUUACGCCGGCAACAACCACGCCAGUGAGUACAGCUACACUGGAGGAGAAUGUGACGGCGAUUGCAGAGGCGAUUCUUGAUAAGAAAGUGACGGGAAGUGAUGGAAAGGGAACGAGCGAAGCAGUUUCUAAGGUGGAAGAACCUGUGAAGGCGAAGGUUAUCGGUGAAUCCAGCAAGCUUUGGGUUGAUGUUAUCAGUGGUAAUCGGCAAACAACAAAUGGGAAACAACUUCAGUAUGUAGCCCCAAAGAUUAACGACGGUAUCAUUGAAGUUGAAAUUGAAGAAAAAGAUGUGGAAUCAGAAAUUAGGUUUUGGGAGAACUCGCUCAUCAUGUAUGUGAUUGGAACCAAUGUGAGCAUGAAUGCGAUGAAGAACUACAUGAGUCGGGUAUGGAAUUUUGUUGCGCUUCCUGAUAUGUACUACAAUGAUGAAGGUUACUUCAUUCUCAAAUUUAAGAAUGGGGAUGCAAGAGAUGAAGUUAUGAUGAAAGGACCAUACACCUUCCAGAACAAACCUAUGAUUCUAUUGGAAUGGAGGCCUGAUUUUACUAUGGCGAAGGAUAUGCUCAAAUCGAUUCCCAUUUGGAUCAAACUGCCCAAUCUCCCUUUGCCUAUGUGGGGAGCACCAAGUCUGGGGAAGAUUGGUAGUGCUGUGGGUAUACCCUUGUUUACAGAUGAGUGUACAGCAGAGAAACUUAGGGUGAGCUAUGCUAGGUUACUGGUGGAGGUGGAUGUCACACAGAAGUUAUGUGAAGAAAUUACUAUCAGAGACCAUGAAGGGAAGAUAAGGAAACAGCAGGUGGAAUAUGAAUGGCGACCGCAAUAUUGUGAGAGAUGCCAAAAAAUAGGCCAUGUGUGCUCUAAUGAGAAGAAACCUACUACAAAGAUAUGGCAACAAAAAACAAAAAAGAAUGAUGAGGUGAUAGAAAAAAAUAUACCUGUGAAUGUUGAAAAGGAAGAUGAAAUGGAGAAUGAAGACAAGGAGGAGCAGGACCAAGAAAAUCAGGGCAAAGGCACUUGGACAGAGGUCAAGAGGAAGAAAGAUGAUGAGAAGAAGCACAUAGGUGGAAUUGCAGGGACCAGAAAUAGAGAGAUUAGCUCCCGUCUCUCUAAACUGAGGCCCGAUAUUGCUAUUUUAGUAGAAACAAGAGUUAAGCAGGAUAAAGCAGUACACAUUAGGAAGAUGAUGGGAGGUAGUUGGAAUUACCUAGAUAACUACAAGAAGCAUGCUAAUGGCAGAGUGUGGAUUAUGUGGGACAAGUGUAAGGUGGACAUCAAAGGUAUCUGUGACUCGGAUCAGAUGAUACACUGUGGGGUUUUUGAUAUAACUAGUAAUUUCCAGCAUUGGCUUACAGCCAUCUAUGCAGAUAACAAGUUGGAGAGGAGGAGGAUUCUUUGGAAGGAUAUUGAAAAGAUACACAGCACUCAACAAGGUCCUUGGUGCCUUAUAGGGGAUUAUAACAAUGUUUUAACCACUGAUGACAGGAUUGGGGGCAAGGAGAUACAUGAAGGUGAGUAUAGUGAUUUGGCUACUAUGAUGACCAACUGUGGGCUGGCUGAACUGGAUAAAAUUGGAGACAGGUAUACUUGGUGCAAUAAACAUGUUAAUGGUACUAUAUAUUCUUGCAUUGACAGGGCUAUUGCCAAUAAUGACUGGUUCCAGCAGAGAUUAAAGUGGGAACUCCAUGUCUUGGAACCUAGUAUUUCUGACCAUGCUUUGCUAUGCCUCAGGAAUAAUGAGCAUACUCAAAGAACUAAGAGCAUGUUUAAGUUUCUUAAUAAGGUGACUGAAGUGCAUGAUUACAGGGAGCAAGUUGAGAGGAACUGGAAUAGAGGAGGCAGAGGUACCUCUCAAGGCAACCUGUGGGAUAAACUAAAGAGGCUGCAACCUACUAUCAAGAGGCUAAGUAAGCCUUUCAAAGGAAUCAGUAUGCAGAUUGAUAAAGCCAGGAAGGAUCUGGAGGAUACUCAAAAGCAUAUUGUGAAUGAUAGAGGAAAUAAAGAGCUGACUAAGGAAGAGAAGCAAAAAACUGAGAGUCUUCUGGAGCUGCUUGCUAUUGAUGAGCAAAUUAUGAGACAGAGGGCUAAGGUUAGUUGGAUAAGACUUGGAGAUGGGAACAAUGCUUACUUCCAUGCUACUUUAAAGAGUAAACAAAGCAAUAUGAGGAUUCAUAGCUUGCAUGCUGAGGAUGGGAGAGUUAUCACUGACCACAAUGAUAUAACUGAGGAAGUUAUCCAUUUCUAUAGGAAGUUGAUGGGUACUGCUCAUAAUAACCUGGAGGCUGUGGACAUUCAGGUCCUGAGAAAGGGUAAACAGCUUUCUAAUAGCUGCAGACUUGACCUGAUUAAAGAGAUUACUGAAGCUGAAAUUGUAGCAGCUCUAAAGAGUAUUGGUGAUCUCAAGGCACCAGGGGUUGAUGGCUAUAACUCUAAGUUCUUUAAGGCUUCUUGGGGCACUGUGAAAGGAGAUGUUACUCAGGUUGUUAGAGACUUCUUUGAGAGAGGGGAGAUGGAUAAUUAUAGCUAA